AAGUAUGUUUUAGCAUGUGGUAUUUUAACUCCACCAUCUAAAACACUUAUUGUACAUGGAACUCAACCACAAAUUACUGAAUUUCCAUGGCAUGCUUCACUCUAUGUAACAAAGAAUUCUACUGCAUCAAAAGAAUUUAUAUGCGGUGCAACUAUUAUACAUGAAAGUCUUCUAAUUACAGCAGCACAUUGUGUUUAUGAUGAUGAUAAUAAACAAUUUUAUGAUGCUUCAAUGUAUGAUAUAAUUACAGGCAAUAUUUUUAGAGAAUAUGAUUAUCCUUUUCAUGACAUGAGAAUAGUAAAAAAAGCAAAGGUGAAAAAUAUAUACAAUGUUUGUACUUAUUUUGGAUUUGAUGGAAAUUAUGCUGAAGACAUAGUUAUAUUGGAAAUAACAGAACCAUUUAUAUUUUCAUCUUUCUUAGUUCCUAUAUGUUUAGAUAUUUUGGAUGAUGAGAUUUCAUUAGAAACAGGAAUUUUAGGAAAAGUUGCAGGAUUUGGAAGAACUGCUUUAAGUCCAUCUAGUCAAAUUUUACAGACAAUUAGAUUGCCAUAUGUUCCUCGUAAUCAAUGCAUGUCAUCAAGUACUAACAAUUCAAAAAAAUAUAUUACAUAUGAUAAAUUUUGUGCAGGUUAUGCAAAUGGUUCUUCUGUUUGUGAUGGUGAUAGCGGUGGCGGAUUAAUCUUUGAAAAACAUGAUCAAUGGUAUUUAAAAGGUAUUGUUAGUCUUAGCAUUGGUACAAAAAUAGUGGGAGGAAGUAGGAUUUGUGAUAGCUAUUCUUAUUCUUUAUUUACUCGAGUUUCUAAUCAUAUGUCAUGGAUUCAAGACAUUAUUAUAAAAUUAGAAACACAUAAAACAAUGCCUUCAUGUGAUACAAGACAUACAUAAUACAAAAUAUAUUAAUAAAUUGUCAAUUUUCUAAUAAAAUAUAUUAUUAUAUUUUCAUUGAAAUUAAAAUAU
Molecule: messenger RNA, 957 nt
Organism: Apis florea (little honeybee)
Lineage: Eukaryota; Metazoa; Arthropoda; Insecta; Hymenoptera; Apidae
Product: coagulation factor X
Biological process (GO): proteolysis
Molecular function (GO): serine-type endopeptidase activity; protein binding
Source: RefSeq, a predicted model, not a curated record